Molecule: messenger RNA, 3811 nt
Organism: Olea europaea var. sylvestris
Lineage: Eukaryota; Viridiplantae; Streptophyta; Magnoliopsida; Lamiales; Oleaceae
Product: TBC1 domain family member 2B-like
Exons: 16
Coding region: 479-2593 (704 amino acids)
Source: RefSeq, a predicted model, not a curated record
AAUGAAAGAAAAUUGACCAAAAUUGAAACCUCCUCGGCCCAUCUCCUUAAAUUGCGCUAUCUUUUACAGUUUUUAACCCAACCAUUCCCCAUUUGUAACAGAUCUAUAAUAUCCCCUCUUGUCUCCUCAAAUCUACUGUAUUUCAGUGCGUACUCGGACUCCGUGCUAAGAAAUCGAUACCUUCACAUGUAACACCGUAACGAGAAGCUCGCACUUCCCAUGUGAUGAUUAUGGGCCCCUUCCCCACUCCCCUCGAAACCAGACAAAAUACACAAACUAUAGUGUCAAAGCUAGUCUCUCGUUCUUCUUUGAAGGUCUUUACACUACGAGUCCUGGUUUUUUGACCCAGUUUUGUGCAGUUGCAGAAAUUUGAGAUAUAGAUCAAGAAUCCUAUAUCCACAAAAUCACUGGAGAAAAGGACGGAAAGCCACAUCAAGAAUUUGGGUUUUGAAGAUCUUUGGAAUUUUAGUUUCUGAAAAUGAAGGCGGCAAUGGAUGUAGCUUUGAAUCCUUCACCAGUCAUAUCUUUUGACCAUAAGAGGGAUGCGUAUGGGUUUGCAGUGAGACCUCAACACUUGCAAAGAUACCGUGAAUAUGCUAAUAUUUACAAGGAGGAAGAGGAGGAGAGAUCAGAUAGGUGGAAAGACUUUUUGGAAAGGCGAGCUGAGUCCCCACAUUUGCCCGACAAGUUAUCUGAAAAUGAUAUAAAGUUGAAGAUUGUAUCACCCAAGUUCAAAGCUGAUUCUAUUUCCGAGAAUGAUGAUUCUACUUGUGAGAAGCCUAAUUCUGACAGUUCAUCUGAAGAAAAGAAAGAGGUACUAUCUGCACCAGAGAUAAAAGUUCAUCGAGUCCAAUUAUGGACGGAGAUCAGACAUUCUCUUUGCAUUAUCGAGGAUAUGAUGAGUGCUCGUGUGAAAAAGAAGGUCAACUCAAUAAAAAAUGAAGGGGACUCUGGAACAAGGAAACAUCUUCCUACAAUUGAAGAAGCUAGACCUGGCAAAGGAGCAUCUGAAGAGGACUCCGAUGAAGAGUUUUAUGAUUUGGAGAGGUUAGAAUCAGAUCCCAAUCUAGACAUCCCUUCAACUGACAGUAUCAGUGUCCCAACUAUGGGUGCUGCUGGUGAUUCAGCUGUUCCAGAUUUACAGCCUCCUUGGACAGAAGAAUUAGAAUGUCUUGUUCGAGGGGGAGUCCCAAUGGCUCUAAGGGGAGAGCUUUGGCAAGCCUUUGUGGGUGUAAGAACACGCCGGAUGGAAAAAUAUUACCAAGAAUUGCUUGCUCCAGAUGCAAUUUCUGGUAACAAUUUGGAAAGUAAAUCAGCGGAAUUGGAUGACAAUAGUCACGAGUCAAGUACAGAUGUAACUGAGAAAUGGAAAGGACAGAUUGAGAAGGAUUUGCCUCGAACAUUUCCAGGCCAUCCUGCUCUGGAUGAGGAUGGAAGAAAUGCUUUGAGGCGUUUACUUACAGCUUAUGCUAGGCAUAAUCCCUCUGUUGGCUACUGUCAGGCUAUGAAUUUCUUUGCUGGCUUAUUACUGCUUCUGAUGCCAGAGGAAAAUGCGUUUUGGACUUUAAUGGGUAUUUUAGAUGACUAUUUUGAUGGCUACUAUUCAGAAGAAAUGUUAGAAUCUCAGGUCGACCAACUUGUUCUUGAGGAGUUGGUGCGUGAAAAAUUUCCAAAAUUGGUAAAUCAUCUGGAUUACCUGGGAGUACAGGUGGCGUGGGUUACUGGUCCCUGGUUCCUCUCUAUAUUUAUGAAUAUGCUUCCAUGGGAAAGUGUUCUUCGAGUCUGGGACGUGCUUCUAUAUGAAGGGAAUCGUGUUAUGCUAUUCCGGACAGCACUUGCUUUAAUGGAAUUAUAUGGACCUGCAUUGGUUACAACGAAGGACGCUGGAGAUGCAGUCACACUGCUGCAAUCUCUAGCUGGCUCGACAUUUGAUAGCAGUCAACUUGUCUUGACUGCUUGCAUGGGUUACCAAAAUGUUCAUGAAACACGGUUACAAGAACUGAGAAAUAAACAUCGACCGGCUGUCAGAGCUGCACUUGAAGAAAGAUUGAAGGGAGUACGAGUUUGGAGGGAUUCCAAGGGUCUAGCUUCAAAGCUAUAUAGUUUCAAUCACGAUCAUGAUUCCAUGAUGGUGGGAACUGAUAAAUCAGAAGAAUUGGCUGCACGGACAAAUGGUGACACAACCUACCUAGACUUGAGCUUGAAUGGGGAUGUAGAGAUAGAUUCUACUAAAGAUCUUCAAGAACAGGUGGUGUGGCUGAAGGUUGAGCUGUGCAAGUUACUGGAGGAAAAACGAUCAGCUGAGCUCAGAGCUGAAGAACUUGAAACUGCACUAAUGGAGAUGGUUAAGCAGGAUAACCGGCGACAAUUGAGUGCAAGGGUUGAGCAAUUAGAACGAGAGGUCACAGAGCUACGGCAGACCCUUGCCGAUAAGCAGGAGCAAGAAAAUGCCAUGCUUCAGAUAUUGAUGAGGGUCGAACAUGAACAGAGGGUGACAGAGGAUGCUCGCAGAUUUGCUGAGCAAGAUGCUGCUGCUCAAAGAAUUGCUGCUCAAGUGCUUCAGCUGCACAAUGAAGCAACAGCUGAUUGGUAGGUUGUUCAUCUUCUUGUGAAGCCAAGAUGGUUUACAUAGAUUUCAUCCCUCUUUUCGAUUAUAAUAAGGAGUCAGAAUACUUUCUGGGUCUCCUUCCAUGUUAGACACUAAAAUAAAAUAAAAGAAAAAAUAAAGAAAGCCCUCGUGGAUAUUGUCUUCCAAUUUUUUUGUAGUGCCUCCAUUGUCACUAUUGAUUAAAUAGUAUUGCAAUCAGCUUAGAAUUCUAUCCACGAUAAUUUUAUCCCACCUUAAUAGUUGUAGGUACGGGUAGGAAUGGUCCUGCUCAAUAUUGGUUUGGGCAAGAACCUAAUUGAACCGGUAAGAAAAAAAUCAGUUGCUUUCAUAAAGAAUUGAUAGGUUAUCUGUGAAAUAGGAGAACCGAACUGGUCACACUGGCCCUAUGUGGUUUGAUCAACUGUAAAAACAAGAGGAUGGAUUUCACAUAGAACUGAAGCAAAAGAAGUAUGUCAAUGAUUCAACCUGUUUAUUUCCCUAUAGUCAGACCAAUGGGCCUGUCUUGUUUGUAACUGGCACGAUUCAUCCAAUUUCAGGUAAUUUUUUGCACCCCUGAAUGUAGCUCUUCCUUCAUGGCUAAGAGCGUAGGACAGCUGUUGAUUCAGUACCAUGGUUAUUAGAAUUUGACUAGACUUGCUGGUUUGACCUGAAACUCGGUGAUCCAGUUAACAAAAACCAAUCUGAGUUGGUUUUUUGGACUGGAUUGCAAUCAAAGACUCUUAACCUGACAAACCCUAGCCAUUUUAAAAGAACAAGCAAUGUAAAAUAAUCAAAACAGGACUGGUUUGUUAAUAUUAUUCCCAUGCUUCUGUAAGUUUUGAUCUGGGGAGCUGUGAAUUAUGCUUACCGCUUUUCCCUCUGCUAUUACGGUUUGUUGUUUGUAUUUUCGAUUAAAAAAAUCUGGAGAGAGAGAGAGAGCAUGAAGGAAGAAAAUAUGUGGUCAUAUUUAUGCAUCAUUUUUUUCAGAGGUAUGUAUUUAUUUAGAUUCACAGUUAGACUAGUUGCCCACCAAUUGAACCAAUCUAGUGACUCGAUGCUUUGUUUUGGUCAAUCAGCUGGGUUGGGUUUGAUAACCAUGUCAGUUUUCUUGAUCAGACAAGACUUUAUUUUCGAUUAUUUGGUAAUUUGUCUUGUGCUGCUUGCUUCAACAAUUUCAAAUUGGGUGUUCUGAUAAAUGAGUUCCUGUAUGUUGCUGUGAUGACC